This is a messenger RNA of Ipomoea triloba (trilobed morning glory), 1410 nucleotides long. RefSeq lists its product as uncharacterized. Gene Ontology annotation, biological process: telomere maintenance; DNA repair. The transcript is spliced from 6 exons. The record is from RefSeq and is a predicted model, not a curated record. Lineage: Eukaryota; Viridiplantae; Streptophyta; Magnoliopsida; Solanales; Convolvulaceae. The coding region runs from base 1 to 1410 and encodes 469 amino acids. Gene Ontology annotation, molecular function: DNA helicase activity.
AUGGUCGAUGAUAGCUUCGGGCUCGGGGAUGGGCGUCCUGCGUCCGGUGAUGCGGUGAGAGUGAGAGUCGAAGACAGUGAGAGGCAAAGAGAUGACAUCUGUGGUCCUACCAAUUUUGAAGACAUUAAGUCAUUUCAGGGUGUCAUAUACCCAACUUUUAGAGAUGCAUGCUAUGCUAGAGGGCUGUUAGAUGAUGAUAGAGAAUACAUUGACUCAAUAAAUGAAGCAAAGCGUUUGUUACAGUUGUACAACAAGUCUUUGAAAGAUUAUCCCCAAAUGCCAAUUCCAAACUAUGAUGAUGGAUUGCGGGUUGAUAACCGUUUGUUAUUUGAUGAGCUCGCCUAUGACCGUCAGGCUUUAAGACAAGAUAGUGAGAAGAUGGAAAGGCAAUUAACUGAUGAGCAAAUAGUCGUAUACCAUACAAUUCUAAGUGAUUUACAACAACAAAACGGUGGUUUGUUCUUUGUUUACGGAUAUGGAGGUACAAGCAAAACUUUUGUUUGGAAAGCACUAUCUGCAAAAAUACGGUUCCAGGGUGAUAUCGUCCUAAAUGUAGCAUCUAGUGGUAUUGCCUCAUUGCUAUUACCAGGAGGUCGAACUGCACACUCAAGGUUCGCCAUACCAAUUGCAGUUAAUGAGGACUCCACAUGCAACAUUAGCCAAGGAAGUCACCUAGCGGAAUUACUUAUCAAGGCCAAACUAAUAAUAUGGGAUGAAGCACCGAUGAUGCACAAACACUGCUUCAAGUCACUAGAUAGAACUAUGCGUGAUCUCAUGCGCUUUAGCAAUCCUCUUAGCAGUCACAAGACAUUCGGGGGAAAAACUAUGGUUCUUCGAUUAACAAAGAAUCUACGUCUUAAUACUAUGGAAACAAGUGCUAAUAUUCAAAAUAUUGAACAAUUUGCAUCAUGGUUAGCUGCUAUAGGAGAUGGAACAUUAGGAGGACCUAAUGAUGGUUAUACAAACGUCGAAAUUCCUUCUGAAAUGUUGUUGCCAUCUUCUGGUGACCAUAUAGCCACAAUAGUUGAUAUCAUAUUUCCAAUGUUCAAGGAUGGUGGUUGCCAGCAACAAUACAUGGAAAGUCGUGUUAUUCUAACUCCAACACUAGAUGUGGUCAAUGCAUAUCCUAUAUGGCUAUAUGAUAUGCACACUCCGGAAUUCCUAAAUGGGUUGAAAGCUUCUGACAUACCAGACCAUGCUUUAACUUUAAAGAUUAGAUCUCCGUGUACUCGAAAUCAAGGUCCUCCUUCCCAACAGUCGAAUUGGGAAACUAGCCAUGAUUUUACCUCUGCAAUUCAGCUCGCAUCUAAAGCACUACUCCCCUUGGUUGCUUCCGUCGAUACUGAAGAAUCGCUUACGCCCAACAAUUACAUGAAAUUGUUUAGGAAAGAAAUCACAAGCAGCGGCUGA